UAUUUCCAACAAUGCAGUACAAUGUUGAAUGUUACUGACUACUAAGGACCAAGUUUCUGUCUAGUGGAGCAUGAGCAGUAACCAUAUCCCUACUAGUUUCACUUCUCAGCAGUUAGAACUAAUUAAUUCAAUUCCAGUAAAGUAAACAAUGUUUAUUUUAUUGUCACGAGAUUAAAGUGUAUUUGGGAAGUAAUGUUUUCCUAAAUGGUAGUGAUUUGUUAAAAAACAUGUUUCUCAUUAACACGCAUUUCUUAAAGUUAAAAGAAAUUAGAGACCAAUGUCAAAAAUUUAUAAAUCGGUCCUAACCUCUUGUUACUGAGCUAUAUUUCUUAACAAUUUUCGUUUAAUUAAGUUGUUAUAGCAAAAGUCACUUAGGUUUCAAGAACGUUAAUAAGAUUGUGUAAAGUUAAGUUUCGUUUUCCAUCAUGAACAUGGAACAUGAACGGAAUAAUCUGGAGAUGGGAGAAAAUGUUAACUUUGUUACACAAGAUGAAACUUUAAUGCUGGUGGAUUCUGGAGAAGAGGACUGGUAUUGUCUACAUGACAUUACUCUGAAUGGGCAGAUGUUAGAAUAUAAUGGCCAAGGAACCAGUAUACUGGAUGUAGGAUUAGCUCAAGCCAAACAACCUUUAAAUACAACAUCCCAUUAUUUUGAAAUAGAAAUAGUAGAUCCUGGUGAAAAUUGUUUCAUUGCCAUCGGAUUAACAGAAAAGGAUUAUCCAAAAAAUCGGCUUCCUGGCUGGGAUAGAGGAUCAAUUGCUUACCAUGCUGAUGAUGGUAAAGUGUUCAUAGGAUGUGGAGUUGGGGAAAAGUUUGGACCUAAAUGUUACAAAGGAGACACCAUGGGUUGUGGUAUAUCCUUUCCAGUCCCACUAAACCAAAGAACUCACAACUUAUCUUUUGAAGAGUCAAGUAGAGAGCAGGAAGCAAGGAACGAGAGGGCUUCACAAGAUGUCAAGAUAAAUGGUUCUGAUUUCGUAGAGGUGUUCUUCACAAAAAAUGGAACAAUGGUGGGAGUCAGAAGAGUAACGCUUCCAUGUGGUGGAUUUUUGCCUUCAAUUGGAAUGCUAAGUUUCCAUGAAAAGGUUAAAGUAAAUUUAAAGCCCUUAACAGGCUGACAAAUGAACUGUCACCAAGUCAUAACAAUGGCAUUUCUUUAAGAAAACUACAAAGGGCAUGGCGUUAUUGCUUCUCCAAGACAAGCAAGCGUGGGGUCCCACAGCGAGGAAUACUAUAGCGAGGAAUCUGUCAAGAAUCCCACAAAGAAGAAUCUCAUAGGUAGAAAUCUCACAGCAGGGAGUCCCACAACAAGGAAUCCCAUCAUAGUGAAGAAUAUCAUAGCUCAGAGUCCCACAGCAAGGUGCCUAGCUGUAGGAUUCUUUCUUGUGAGUUGCCUCGCUAUGGGACUCUUUGUAGUGAGACUCCGAGCUAUGUGACUGAUUUAUUGACUUUUUCCCAUAAGAAGGAAAAGUGAUGGGAAGAAUACGAAUGGAGGGGAAGGCUAGAUUAGCAUUUCCUGUUUGGGGAGUUUCUCCUUCAUGGGAGGGAGAUUGUUUGCUAAUAAAUGGUUGUCCUCGCACACACUGUCACACGCCCAACCCUGCCUACCUGCUGUCGCUUUUGUUUCGAUGACCCACAUACCAGGCUCUAAUCUGCGAAACUGCUGAUUUUUGUUUUUAUUUUAAGUCAGUAUGUUGUAAUUUUAUAAUUCCACAUUUAAUUUAAUGAAAAUGGAGUCCAAACACAAAAUGCCUACGACAUUCCUGACGUAUCUUACAAAUAAAGGAGUUAGUGAUCAACACACCUUUGUAAUUUCAAUUAUAAUUCUUUAAUAUUUAGUACUUUUUUUAAUAAAUACCUAUUAAUGAAGCAAAUAAAUAAUAUAUUACAAAAGUUUAAAGUUUUAACAAUAUUGUUUAUGAUAAAUAAAAUAGAUCAGUUUUUAAUUUUAUAAUUUAUGUUAAACAUUUAGCUUAAUCAUUAUCGCUAUUAGGUUAACAGUAGGCUAAUUACAUUAUCGGUUUUUGUUCUAAUAUAUUUUACUUAAACUUUAACGACAUUUUUUAUAUAUCACUUUUUAGAGUACCCUAAAACAAUUGUAUGAUGAGCUAUCCUUUGAUGGCAAGAAAGAUAAGGUUUGAUUAAGAUUGGCAUUAGGAUAAUAUUUAUUUUCUAUUUUGAUAGCAAAAUAUUGAACUUUAUUUUGAACUAAUUUAUCUUGGCUUUGAGGUUAUGGUAUCCAACAACUUAAUUGUAAGCCAAGGAUCCUUCCAUCAACUUAAAUGAAGCUGAAAUUUAAUGAGUAUUUAUAUUCAUCUACCAUCCUAACUGAUAGAAACCAUGCCCUGCAAGAUUAUUUUAAUCCUCUGAGCGUCCACCAUCACAUUUUACGUCAAUAUAGCUUUUUAUUAAAUACCAUUGAUGCAAAUUGUGAAAAUAAAUAAGUGCUCGCCAGCAGGCUAGAAAUAAUUGUAUCACUGCUAUUAUCAGAUAAAGUCUAUAGGCCUACCUCGUAUAUUAUAGUAAUUAUAAUCUCAUGAAUUGUUCCUCAGUUUUAGUUUUGGGAGGGUAGAAUUGAUAAUCAGACCCGGUUUUUAUAUUGAUCUUAAUAAACAAUACCUGUAUUGCUUAGAUACAGCCAUAGAGAUAUAAUGAACCGAUACUAAUUAAUUAAUGAAUUUAAUAGUUGCUCAAGACAUAUGAACCAACGUAAAUACAUUUUAAGAUUGUGAACAUUAUAUUUGCUAAGUAAUUUCAUUUAAAGUACAUUGUUAGUUAACUUUAGAAAACUAGCCAAAUUAUCAUUGAAAUGUGAUAACCUGUUUUUUUCUUGGUUUGGAUGUUUGUUUUGUAUGAUUCUUUAGUAUUUAAAUUAGAUUAUUCUUUUUACCUAUUCUACCUGUUUGAUGGUUAUGGUUCCUUUAUUAUUUAUGAUGUUGAGACAUUGUCAUCCUCUAUGUAAACAUCCCAUAUGUAUUAAAGGAAUCUAUUUAAUUUUAAUCAUAUGACUAAUUUAGUAUUUUACAUACGUUGAUAAUUCUAUUAUUCAAUAUAUGAAGUAAUGAAGAUAAUAACUAAACUAUAUAAAACCCGGGUCUGCUUAUCAUGCUCUGCCCCUUUGAGAUAGUAUAUAUUAUGUACGUUACCUAACAUAAAAAGGGAACAUUUAUGGUUAAGAAACAUGAAAUAAGGAAGAUAUGGCGGUUGACUAGGGAAGACUGGCUGGCUUUGGCGUAGGCCAGGUAGUUCUCGGAUAGGCUGGCCAGUCUCUUAAGUAGGUCUGACUGUCAAUUACUUAGUUUAGGUGAGUUUUCAUUAGUUUACCUCCAAUUAAAAACAGUUAAAUUUUACACAAUACUCUCAGUUAGGCUGGUAGGGGCUCAAAUAUACCUGAGAGUCAGGUAGUUAUGUUUAAAAUUAGGUUAUGAUUUAAAGAUUUGGAAGUGGUUAUUGAAAAAUCUGUGAUUAAAGGCACUUUUUUGCCAGUUAUACACAUUAUCAUUUUAGAAAUCUGUAGAUUAUGUUGUACUCUAGCAAAACUAUAACGGUUUAUGGUAAAAGCACCGUUUUUGCUGUUAUAACGUUAUUUUGUGUUUUGAUCAAAUUAACUUAUACAAAUAUUUGCUAUUUAUUUCCAUAGUUUAGUAACAACUGUUGUAUGUAAAUUGUUAUACAGGGUGUAAAAAAGUCCCGCACUGGCUUGGUAACUCCUGAACGAUUACAGGUAAAGCAAUAAAACUUGGUACAUCAUUACUGCAUGGACUGGAAGUAACUUCCAUUUUUUGUCAUAUCAGUAGAAAAUCUUAAAUGAGAGCAUUGUGAUUUUGUUGGUAUGUAAUUGUCUGUUUCUGAACACAGAUUACAAAAGUCUAAAGAAAUAAACAAUAAAAACUGUACAUACAAUAACUUGCAGAACUUACAUGUAUAAUUAUUUAUCAACUUUAAACCAUAAAAAACUGAUUGGUUUGUGAUAUUACAAGCAGUUAUUGUAAAGCAGUUAGAGUUAAGUACUUUUUCAAAAAUAUUGAGUUUUAAUUAUUCUUGUUGAAAUUAAAGUACAAUUUAUAAUAGUGAAUUUAUUGUGUUGCAUUUUGUCCAACUAUAGACUACUAUAUUUUAACAAUAUGUCAGAUAAUAAUUGAGAGGCUUACGAAAUGGUAUGACAUUUUUGUUUUGACCAGACUACUUUUAUGAGGACAGUGGGACUGUAUGAUGGUGCAAAAAAAACAGCUUCAAACUGGUAACUUUAGACACGUCAAAAUAAUCUUAAAAGAGAUUAAAGCAUAAUAAAUGUUCUCUUCUUUGUAAAAUUGUAGGCUAAUAAUUUCUAUCAAGAUUGAUAAUAAAAUCUCUAACAAAUCAUAAAACAUCUAAAACACUCAUCUACACAAUUUUCUGCAAAAUACAGAAUAAGCAAACAUUACCAAAAGUUUUGAAAUAUGCACGCACUAGUGACGCCAUUUAAUCCUGGUGCGACAGAGAGAAUUUCCCUUUUCGACACCAAAGUUCCCUACGCAAUUCAGGCCUUCCGCUCCAACGCCUCGCUGUGGGACUCUUUGUUAAAACAUUCCUCGCUAUGGGAUUCCUUGUUAAAAAAUUCCUUGCUGUGAUACAAUUCAAUAUUCAACGUUAUGGGAGUGUUCUGCGAUUUUACUGUUGUGUGUCACAGCAAGGAAUCCCACAACAAAGAAUUAAACAGCAAAUAUUAUCACAACUAGGUGCCUUGUUGUGACACGCUGAACUAUUAUACGCCUUGCUGUGGGAUUCCUCGCUGUGGGACCAAACCCAAGGAAGCACCAGAAGCAAGAAAUGCUGUUGGCACAGGAAGUGAUGUGGUGAUACUUUAUUGUGAGAACAGUAUUAGUUACUGCUGUAAUGAUACGGGUACUAGUAAUGACAGACGUUAACAUCUCUGAACAUUACGAAUGUUAGUGUUUAAGUCCACACUCAUGCAAUAUUUUUGAUACAGUAUAGUGGUACUGAACUUUGUCAAAAUAUUGAGAAUAAACCAUUCUUAUUUCUUAG
Messenger RNA from Homalodisca vitripennis (glassy-winged sharpshooter), 5025 nucleotides. Its product is annotated as SPRY domain-containing protein 3-like. Lineage: Eukaryota; Metazoa; Arthropoda; Insecta; Hemiptera; Cicadellidae. The record is from RefSeq and is a predicted model, not a curated record. Gene Ontology annotation, molecular function: protein binding. Bases 426 to 1118 code for a protein of 230 amino acids. The transcript is spliced from 6 exons.